This is a messenger RNA of Papilio machaon (common yellow swallowtail), 1089 nucleotides long. Its product is annotated as regulator of microtubule dynamics protein 1. Gene Ontology annotation, cellular component: mitotic spindle pole; spindle microtubule; cytoplasm. Lineage: Eukaryota; Metazoa; Arthropoda; Insecta; Lepidoptera; Papilionidae. Gene Ontology annotation, molecular function: microtubule binding. The record is from RefSeq and is a predicted model, not a curated record. Bases 102 to 977 code for a protein of 291 amino acids. The transcript has 4 exons.
UGAAUGUUUUGUAUACAAUGCAAACGAUUACAUUUAAAUUGAAAUCUGAAAUUAUAAUGAAGCCUUCUUAAACUUCCUUACCAUUUUUAUUCAUAAUUAGAAUGCAAAGUACCAGGAUUUUUUUAGUACGUUCAGUCUUGAUGAGGCUAGUUUUGACACAGACAUAUCGUAAAAAGUUAAUUGUAUGUAGAGAUAACAGUAAGAAAAAUCAAUUCCCUCUUAUAGGGAUAGCGGCCUUAGGUUUCUUGUGGUCAAGAUCUGAAGAGAAAACUGAAAAAAAAGAAAAUGUUAAUACAGUCUUAGAAAAAUCUGAUGAGGAGUUUGAGAAUGGUCGUUAUGAAGAUUGUUACCAAACUUUAAUGUUAAGUAAGUUUCAUGAUAAUGUUGAAGUUAGGUGGCGUAUUUGUCGAGCACUUUACAAUUUGUCAAGAGAUUUAAAAUUUGACGAAAAUUAUAGAAAAGGUCUUAUUAAACAAGCAUAUGAAAUAAUAGAGAAGGAAGUCACUAUAUCUCCAAACCAUUACGCUGUCCACAAAUGGUUUGCUCUCAUUUUAGAAGCCAAAACUAGUUAUGAAGGGUAUAAAGAGAGAAUUAAAAACCUUGAAAACAUAAAACAACAUAUGGAUCUAGCAGUUAUAUUAAAUCCAAAUGAUGCUACAACUUUUCAUAUGCUUGGGGAAUGGUGUUUUCAAAUUACUGAAAUGCCUUGGCAUCAUAGAAGAACAGCUGAAGUUCUUUUUGCCUCUCUUCCUACAUCAAAUUAUGAAGACGCUCUUGAAUAUUUUUUGAAAGCAGAGACAGUACAACCUAGAUUUUACAGUAUGAAUUUAUUAAGGAUCGGUAUUUGUUAUUUAAAACUGAACAGACCGGACCAGGCUAAAUACUAUUUACAACUGGCGGCCAUUUAUCCUGCUAAAUCAAAUGAAGAUCAUCAAGCUAAUAAGGAAGCUACAGAAUUAUUGAAAAAGAUUAAAUGAAUUUAUUCUAUCUCUGUUUAAAAUCACCUAUAAAGGUUUUGGGCUCUUGAAAAAGAUAAUUAGUUCACUAAGAUUAAGGUGGAUGUAUUUAAUAGUUAAUUAUGACCUAGUC